Merops nubicus (carmine bee-eater) is the source of this 3618-nucleotide messenger RNA. It is a transcript of the gene ERCC6L, whose product is annotated as excision repair cross-complementation group 6-like. Gene Ontology annotation, molecular function: ATP binding; ATP-dependent chromatin remodeler activity; DNA translocase activity. NCBI's taxonomy places the organism in Eukaryota, Metazoa, Chordata, Aves, Coraciiformes, Meropidae. The record is from RefSeq and is a predicted model, not a curated record.
GGCUUCGUGGACGUGUGCGGCAGCGGGCUGCUGAUCUACGGGGAGAUGCACGAGAAGCUCUUCCAGCACCAGCGGGAGGGAGUCGCCUUCCUGUACCGCCUGCACCGGGACGGCCGGCCCGGCGGCAUCCUGGCCGAUGACAUGGGCCUGGGCAAGACCGUCCAGGUGAUCGCCUUCCUCUCGGGCAUGUUCGACGCCGAGCUCGUCCGGCACGUCCUGCUCAUCAUGCCCACCACCCUGGGCUGGACCCCCGGCCUGCGAGUCAAGGAGUUCCACGGCAGCAGCAAGACAGAGCGCACCAGGAACCUGGAGAGGGUCCAGCGGAGGAACGGCAUCGUCGUCACGAGCUACCAGAUGCUCAUUAACAACUGGAAGCAGCUCGCCAGCAGAGACGAGCGGGCGUUCGUCUGGGACUACGUCAUCCUCGACGAGGCGCACAAGAUCAAGUGCCCGUCCAACAAGACGACCAAGUGCGUGUACGCCAUCCCCGCGAGGCACCGGCUGCUCCUCACGGGCACCCCCGUGCAGAACAACCUGCGGGAGAUGUGGUCCCUCUUCGACUUCGCCUGCCAGGGCGCGCUGCUGGGGACUGCCAAAACGUUCAAAAUCGAAUACGAGAACCCUAUUACCAGGGCAAGGGAGAAGGACGCCACUCUAGGGGAGAAAGCACUGGGGCUAAAGAUGUCAGAGAACCUAAUGACAAUCAUAAAGCCCUAUUUCCUCAGGAGAACCAAAGAAGAUAUCAAAACCAAGUACGCUGACAAAGCGGACGCUCCUCCUCCCGAGGACCCCCGUGAGAACAGGGCUCCUGUCAUGCCCUCCCUCACGAGGAAAAAUGACUUUGUUGUGUGGGUGUACUUGGCACCAGUGCAAGAAGAAAUUUACAGGAACUUUCUCUCUCUGGACCACGUGAAAGAAGUGCUGAUGACAACGCGAUCCCCUCUGGCUGAGCUGACUGUCCUGAAGAAGCUGUGCGAUCACCCCAGGCUCCUGUCCGCGAGAGCCUGCGUGCAGCUGGGCUUGGAAGAGCACUCAGAGCGGGACCCUGGGAGUGAACCAGGGACCCUCGCGGGUGACACCAAAAUAGAUCAUCUCUCAGAUGAGACCCUGAUUCGGGAGUCGGGGAAAAUGCUGUUCCUCGUAGGGCUUCUCGAGAGGCUGCGAGAGGAGGGCCACAGGACGCUGGUGUUCUCGCAGUCAAGGAAGAUGCUGGACAUCAUGGAGCACGUCCUGUCCCGCAGGGGGUUCCGCAUCGUGCGGGUCGACGGGACGGUGACGCACCUGACGGAGCGGGAGCAGCGCAUCAGCGCCUUCCAGAGCUACAGGGGCCACUCCGUCUUCCUGCUCACCACCCAGGUCGGCGGCGUGGGCAUCACCCUGACGGCGGCCAGCCGAGUGGUGAUCUUUGAUCCCAGCUGGAAUCCGGCUACGGACGCCCAGGCUGUGGACAGAGCCUACAGGAUCGGGCAGAAAGAGAACGUGGUGAUUUACAGACUGAUCACCUGCGGCACCGUGGAGGAGAAGAUAUACAGGAGACAAGUCUUUAAGGAUUCCUUGAUCCGACAGACGACCGGUGACAAGAAGAACCCGUUCAGGUACUUCUCCAAGCAGGAUCUGAGGGAGCUCUUCACACUGGAAGACACUCGGACGUCAGCCACUCAGAUCCAGCUGCAGUCUCUGCACGCCACCCAGAGGAAGAGUGACCCGCAGCUGGACGAGCACAUCGCUUACCUGCACUCCCUGGAGAUGUUCGGCAUCUCCGACCACGACCUGAUACACACGAGGGACACGGCUCACGAGGAGCAGGCUGAGAGUGAAGCAGCCCAUCAGUACAUUCAGCAGCGGGUGCAGAAAGCCCACGAGCUGGUUCAGCUGGAGUCUCAGCUUAGAGACCAGAGGAUGGAGGAGAUCAGAAACGCUUGUGAAGACAUGUGGCAGAGACCACCAGAACUGGUGUCCGAGCCAAAGAAGCGGUCCCCAGGGGUGAGCAACAUAAACCGCCUGGCUUCACCUCCAGUAGCUGCUGAACGUGAAGGUGACAGAGUUAUUGACCUUACAGAGGAGGCUGAGGUUGCCCAGGUUCUCCACGUCACCUCCAGAAUGACAACUCUAACUAUUGAUGACUCGAAUAAAGAGAAACUGGCACAAGAUGUAUCCAGUAUGGACACAGAGCUGCUUAACACCACCAAGACAGUGAAACAAUCCAGUAUGCAAGAAUCUGUGCAAAGUCUUGACUCCAGCAUUAUACCAUCAUCACCUGGACUUGACAAGGAGAGUCAGAGUCUGGAACAGAAGCAGUGUUCCCACGUGAGCUCAGACAGGCUGGCAGAAGCAGGGGGCAGCCUGCCUGGGCAUCAGCAUUCCUCUAACGAGUCUGGUAUGGCUGACAGUCCCCAGAGAGAUGCAGAAAUGCCAGAUCAGGUACCUGACCCAGAUGCUGCCUUGGGGACAGAGGAGAAUGAUGUUCCUGAGCUGGCAGCUGCAGCACCACAUUUGCCAAACAUUACACCAGAAAAUGAUGCUGGACUCCAGAAGUCUGGUAUGUUGGAAGCCAGCUUGGAGGAUAUGUCUACAGCUUCUCUCCAGUAUCACGCUGACUUCAAUCUGGUCUUGGAAGAGUCUGAAGAUGGACAGCAAGAUGCCUCAAACAGGGAAGAAUCACUACAGCACCCAGAAAAGGAGGGCUCCCAAGUAAAAGGAGAAAGUUUCUCUAUAUCUCCAACAAAAAAAUCCCCAACACAGACCUGGCCAGGUGAGUCUGGUGGCUGUGGAGACAGCUCCCAGAGAGCUGCUGAAGAGCCACAUGACUCCCUGCAGGGCAGCGAGGCGUCGGAGGAAAGCAGCAUUGCCCUGGCCUUUGGGAGAAAGAAACACGUGAAGAGGAUCGUUUCAGAUGGUGAGGAUGAAGGCAGUUCCAUCAUGGCCCUGGAGGAACAGCAGCCUGAGAAGAGGCCCUCUCCCUGGAGCAGCCCUCCGCAACCCUUCCAGCAGGGACUGAGCGCCUCCACCCCGAAACGUGAGGGCAGCACACCAGGAGCCAUCUUUUCUCCACAGCUGAUCAGCAGUGCAAGCAGGUCCAGUGCUUCCAGGAGAUCUCUGAUCAACAGGGUGGUAGAUGAGGUUGAGGAUAUUGGAGAUAUGAUGGGAACCACUGAUGAAGAAGAUGAUGAUGAUGACAGUGAUGAGGAGCAAGAUGACCUUGUGGAAGAGGAAGCUGAAGAGUGCAGUGGGGAAUCUGCUGAGUCUGAAGAAGAACCUGCUGGAGAAACGCUGGAUACAGCUAGUGAGUCCCUCCAGCUGGAUGUGUCCUCUGAGCAGUCGGGAGCAGACGAGACGGAGUCAUCUCAGGAGGAGUCCACUGGGGAUGUGGAGCUCCAGUCAGGUGAGCAGGUAGACUGCUUCACCCAGGAGAGUGUCCCUGGGAGAGAGGCAGGCCAGCACUGCCCCCCUGCUGCAGGUGACUACCAUACCCUGGUGGACAGUGGGAAGAAGCUUCAGGACGAUGGAAAACUUCAGGAGGCACUGAACUGUUUCCUGCAAGCUCUUGACAUAAAAAGUGGAGAUCCUGAAGUUAUGCUCAUGACCUUAAACUUGUACAGGCAGCUAGCACAGAAAUGA